Molecule: messenger RNA, 2282 nt
Organism: Balaenoptera acutorostrata (minke whale)
Lineage: Eukaryota; Metazoa; Chordata; Mammalia; Artiodactyla; Balaenopteridae
Gene: DNAAF19
Product: coiled-coil domain containing 103
Exons: 5
Coding region: 414-1421 (335 amino acids)
Biological process (GO): inner dynein arm assembly; determination of left/right symmetry; epithelial cilium movement involved in extracellular fluid movement
Cellular component (GO): outer dynein arm
Source: RefSeq, a predicted model, not a curated record
GCGGCACAGUUGGAAGAGGGAGUGAGACAGGUGCAUGGACAGUGCAAGAACGACCCCUGCCCCGGGAAAGGGUUUAUAAAGGGGGACGACAGGGGCUCCCCUGGUGGCGCAGUGGUUGAGAAUUUGCCUGCCAAUGCAGGGAACACGGGUUCGAGCCGUGGUCUGGGAAGAUCCCACAUGCCGCGGAGCAACUAGGCCCGUGAGCCACAACUACUGAGCCUGCGCGUCUGGAGCCUGUGCUCCGCAACAAGAGAGGCCGCGACAGUGAGAGGCCCGCGCACCGCGAUGAAGAGUGGCCCCCGCUUGCCGCAACUAGAGAAAGCCCUCGCACAGAAACGAAGACCCAACACAGCUUAAAAAAAAACAAAAAACAAAAAACCAACGUUUAAAAAAAAAAAAAGAGCAACCUCCCCAUGCCGUGGACCCGCGUCAGCUCACCUCCCGCUGCUCAGCCAAAAACUCCGAGUCAGCCGCCGGAGACCGCGCUUCCGUCCCACGCCGCCGCACCGCCUGCGCCCGCUGUUCGGAAGGACCCCGCAGACGCCGCGGUCGCGUUUCUGCCCCGGAGGACAGCCCUUUGCCUGUGGACCAGCUCGGAAGAAUGCCGGCCGCGGACACAGGAACCUGCGAGGCGGAGUUGUGGGUCCCCAAACCAAGGCGUGGGCUGCUCCGAAGAAAGCAAGGCCCGAGGAGGCGAGAAUCUGGCACAGGCCAUGAAAAGGAAUGACAUCAUUGACUUCAAGGCUUUGGAGAAAGAGCUGCAGGCUGCACUCACUGCUGAUGAGAAGUACAAACGGGAAAAUGCUGCCAAGUUACGGGCAGUGGAACAGAGGGUAGCUUCCUAUGAGGAGUUCAGGGGUAUUGUCCUUGCAUCACAUCUGAAGCCGCUGGAGCAGAAGGACAAGAUAGGAGGAAAGAGGACUGUGCCCUGGAACUGUCACACUAUUCAGGGAAGGCCCUCCCGGGAUGAAACCACUGAAAUCUCCCCGGAGAAAACGCUCCUCCAGCCCGAGACCUCGGCUGAGUUCUACCGUGAUUGGCGGCGAUACUUGCGGAGUGGGCCAGAGCGCUACGAGGCCCUGCUGCAUCUCGGGGGCCCAAAGCUGGGCCGCCUCUUCCAGAUGGAUGUGGGGUUUGGACUUCUAGGGGAGAUGCUGAUGGCACUGGCUGAUCACGUGAGGCCAGCUGACCGGUGGGUGGUGCUGGGGAUCCUGCGCAGCCUGGCCAGCACUGGCCGCUUCACCCUGAACCUGAGCCUGAUGAGCCAUGAGGAGAAAGAGAGCUGCAGAUCCUUGUUUCAGAAGCUGCAGGCCAUGGGCACCCCCAGCCUGGAGGGGCGGGGUCUGGGGGAGCAGCCUGGUGGGCUCCAGGAGGAGGAGAGUCUUCUGCAAGAGCUGCUAAGGCUGUAUCACGUGGACUGAUGGGACCAGUUACCUUCAGAGGCCCCCAGUGGCCACUGGAGGCAUUUUUUUGUUGUCUCGAGGGCUCUACAGGACUGUAGUGAGAAGCCCACACCUAAUUCCCUUCUGGUCUUGGAAUUUUCACAACAAAAGCAGUAACUGAAUUUUCCCUUUUCCUCCAGCCUCUUGGGGGCUCCAUAUUCUGAACUGUGUAGAUCCACAGGAUGGUCAAGGGCCCAAGAAGUUGAAAGGCUUUUGCUUCCCACCCUUAGAGUCUGCCAGUCUGCUAGCCCAUGGCCCUGAGAGAUGGAUGCGAACCCAACCAAACACUGGUGCCACCAGUUACAGCCUCCACUCAAAAAAAGUAAAAAGCAAAAUUGUUAAUCUUCCAUGAUAAAUUAAUACUGAUCUCCAUAGCUCUUAACAAGAGUAUUUGUAACUGGAAACCAACAGAAUGGACAUUUAAUCAAUAAAUGAUCAAAUGCUACCUCAUUUGAGGUGCAGUAUUUUUCUCCAGGGGCUGAGUUCCCGUGCAGGUUGGGCCUGGGAAAGCCCCAAGCCAUCAGCUCAGGCCUGGCCAGCCUCCCAGGCAUCUUCAGAUGGCCAGAUGUGCAGGUAGGAGGGUUUCCUUCAACUCCUGGAUUAACCAAAGGGAGGACCUUUCCACCAGGCAGGCAGGGCAGGGCCUGGAACAGAGAGGCAGAGAUUUCCCUGUCCUGGUACGUGGGCCCUUGCUUCUCAUUCUGGCUUCCCCUGACCCAUUCUUGAGUGAGUGUCAGUGUUCUAGAAAGGGGAGAAAGGGCCAGGUUCUAGAAUGGUUUUCCCUCAAGAUCAUGUCUGGAAUGUUAGAAGGGCAUCUUGUACUUCCACUGGGAAUAAAUU